UGUCAUACUUUUAUAUUGUUUGUUCUUAUCACUCACAAGCAACUCUAAAGAUUUAAAAUAAACAUUUUGCGUCAUUACACUAAGCGUUUAAUUACAUAAUGAAAUCGCGUAAUCAGAUAACGGUUAUUUUAUAAGGGAAUAUAUUCCAAAGAUUCAUCAUCAGUCACUAUUCUUUUUAAGCAUAUCUUGAAAAAAUGAAGAUCUUCAUCCUACUUUUUACCUCCAUGGUCUUCCUGAAUUUUACAGGGGCAAUGAUGAGAGGAAGAUAUUUGGAAGCGAGAAAACCUGCAAGAAAUCCACCAGCAGAUCCAACCGCAAUUCGCAUGCUGAUUCCUAAAGAUAGGCCAAUUUUGUUACAAAUGCCAGGUGACCAUGUUGUAAUGAGUAUUCUACGCGAAGAAAAAAGAGGGCUUCCUAGCUGGCUAAAUCCAAGGUCUCCAGGAUUUGAAAUGCCUGAGCGAAUUUUUAUAAAUGAACCUGGUGAACCUAGAAUCUAUGGUCUCAAAGCUGACUUUGGACAAACUCUCCAUAACAAGAAUGAUCCUCUUGUUCAAGGAUACACCUGCUUUAUAAGAAAAUCCACGGGUAUUUUAGCAGCGAGACUUCAGCCUAUCUCUCGACCUGAUAUAAUAAUGGAAACCCAUAAAAUGCCAUACGUUUUUCUACGAACCGAGCCUGACAACCUUAUUUAUGGGGGACCAAUAGCAACUCUUUCUAUAGAUAACAUUCCUAACUGGAUUAAUAAUUACGAUUUAUAGUUCCAGUGAAAUCGAAGAUUUCGAGAACAGUGGAGCUCGAGAUUAUUUUUUUCCGAGUGGAUCGUCGUACGAUCCAACAUUUAUUAUUUUGUGAAUUCUAAAUUGAAGAUGCCCUUUCACUUAUUGUAUUAUUAAUUCGAAACGUAUGUGUUUACCUCAUCGAUGAUCGAUAAUAUAUUUGACUCAUUGUAUUAUUAUUUGGGAACAGUUGUGUUGACCUGCUCGAGGACCUUUUUUGCUUAGCUUCUUGGAUCGUCUGCGAUAGGUUAAUUAGCAAUAACAUUACAGCCUUAAUUGUAAUUCAAGUCGUGUGGAAUUUA
Molecule: messenger RNA, 1078 nt
Organism: Belonocnema kinseyi
Lineage: Eukaryota; Metazoa; Arthropoda; Insecta; Hymenoptera; Cynipidae
Exons: 2
Coding region: 195-758 (187 amino acids)
Source: RefSeq, a predicted model, not a curated record